This is a messenger RNA of Trametes versicolor FP-101664 SS1, 2979 nucleotides long. RefSeq lists its product as uncharacterized. Bases 1 to 2979 code for a protein of 992 amino acids. Gene Ontology annotation, molecular function: 5'-3' DNA helicase activity. The record is from RefSeq and is a predicted model, not a curated record. Lineage: Eukaryota; Fungi; Basidiomycota; Agaricomycetes; Polyporales; Polyporaceae. The transcript has 12 exons.
AUGGACCACGGUACACUAUCUACCGUGGCGAAAUGUCUCACCGACCUGCAGCCUCAGGACGUCAUCCAGUGCUUUCGGAUGCUAGACCAAGUGCACCUCAGCCACUACAGUCAGCGGCGCCCAUACUUUUCCAGCCAGAUAGUGUACCCGGAGAUCACGCUGUGGACGAACACGGUGCUCUGUCUGGCAGACGUGAAGACCGAGCUCAGAGAUACACACUGGUACGACACUCUUGACGCCAUCUACUCGUAUCUCCCCUUCUCUCUGAAGUUCUACCGUCCCGACGUCACGACGGAGGAGCUGGACCUGGAUGUCCGACGCACCGAGUGGAUCCUCUCCACAAUUUCUUCUCUCGCGUUCAACGAGCACGACAUGUUUCCCUCCUCUAGUCGGCCUUCCACUGUCCUUCUCGCCAUUAGGGGCUUGUUACCCCACGUCAAGCCGCCAACCGACGGCACUGUAAUCCGCUCCGGUCGCUACAUACAGCCUGAGGAACUCGAGGACGAAGACGCUCCAAGAAGUAAUAUACUGGAAAAAUACAUCACAGCGACGACCGUGCUCCUCCAAUGCAUGGCUCAAAUAUACAACAACGGUGCUGAGGCACCCGAUCACGGUCUCGAUCGAGAUGUGUUGGUCCCUUUCGUUCGCGACACCCUUCUCCGCCUAGAAGACACCCUGCGCAUGGAGCUCGAUGUUCGUGGUUGGGGUCCCGUUGAAGACGACCUCACGGCGCUCAUCGACGUCGUUCUUGCGGAGCAUGCCGUUCUCGUGGAUACAGUGCUCUCGUCUAACUUCAUCCCCACGUUGGAGCUUGUGGUAGCCACGCGGCGGGAUAUCUUGCUCGAUCUGGGCGAAGCAUGGAUCACCUCCGAAGUCAAAAGAUGCGAUCAGCUGCUGAAACGCUUCAGAGAGAUCCUCGUCCCGUCAACGAAAACGAACGAAUACGCAUGGACAUCGCGAGGGUUCCCCAACUCGGAGCGCCGGUCGCAUUACCGCAGCACAGUCCGCCCUUCUUUCUUCUUCAUACGCACCGAAAAAGAAGCCAGCCUCGCGAAAAUGCACCAACCUCGCCGCCAGGUCUUCCUCCAACCCACCGUCAUCUCAGCCCUCAUGCAGACCGGCACUUUACACCAGAGCAUCCUCCCGCAUUUUCUCUACGACAGCCGCAUCCGUUUGCACCGGCUCGCGGCGAGACAAUGGGGAUCCCUCCUCAAGCACUUCUCGGACGACGCUACGCAGGUCUGUGGGGUAUCUGUGCGGCUAUCUAAGGACGACGGCGGACUGGAUGGCGUCGCCUUCGCUACACCCACAGACGUCUUCUACGCCAACUUCGCUUGCGCCAAACAGGAUCUCGGGAAGAGUAACCUGGCACGGGUUCUCGAUGGCUCUCUCUGCGUCCUUGUCGGAUUCGGCAUGCCGCGUCUAGCCCUGCACCUACACCGACAAUGCGGGCUGCAUGUGAAGGGCGUUGAGUUGUCAACGUUGUUCGCGUUCGGGCGCAAAAAGUUUCAGACCGCGGCGGACUUCGCGUCGAGACGCAUACACCCGGACGUGAAUCAGAGCAGGAUCCAUGCUGUGUGGUGUGGAGAUGAGGUCGAGGACGUAUGCCUCCGCGCAUGGCUUUCUGCCGUUUCAGGCACGGACUCCUUCAAGGAGGUGCAAUGUGCAGCGAAGGUCGACACGCGCAACUUGCCAGACUCACACCUCGCGUGUCUGUCACGGCUGCUCCUCAACGUCGAGCUCUUGGAAGGUGAACGUCCAACGGAAAUGGAGAACGAGUUCGACGGUGUGGACAUCGACGCGGACGGACAGCUCGUGAUCCGCAAUUCCCGGUACAAUACUCGCGUCCGAAAGAGCAAGCAGACCUCUAUCGUCAUGGAGACCACACACGGGCAGAAUAUCGUCGGACAUGCCGUGCACGCUGAAGGCAAGCAGACCGGCGUGAAAGUUGCUGGAGGCAACUUCCGUGGCCAAAUCGAGCGCAUCCGCGUUGUCGGGCGCGAGGAGCUGACGAGCUCGGAGAUUGCUCGCGACGAGUUCGUUCUCCACCUCCUCCAAGGUGCCUUGCCAUCCCUCGUCGAGUCGCCGUUCAUUCGCGUGCUAUGGUUCCCGACUGAGAAGGCCCCGCGAGGUCAACGCUUGUCUUCGAUUCCGCCGCUCGGACCCCAAUUUGCCCAACUCAACCCGUCCCAAAACCAGGUCGUCGCCGCGAUGCUGGCUCAACAUGAACCGCUUGUCGUUGUCCACGGACCGCCGGGUACAGGGAAAACGACGACAAUCGCAGCUGCCCUGCAUUCAUGGGAGCGCGAGUGGAGCUCAGCUUGGGUCAUCGCACAGUCGAACGUCGGUGUGCAGAACAUCGCGGAUACGCUUCUCAAGUACGCUAUCGACUUCAAGCUACUGGUUUCGAAGGAGUUCUAUGUCGAAUGGCACGAGCACCUGUAUAAGAAGCUUGAAGGGCGCUUUGUCCGCUCCGACGAGCUGUUCGCAGAUGCGGCGGAUGUCGAGCGCAUGCUUGGAUCGUCUUCCGUCAUUUUGUGCACGAUAUCCAUGUUGUCCAACCCCGCCAUCGACAACUGCGGGAUCUUUGACGUUAUCCCUGUCGAGCGACUCAUCGUGGACGAGGCGUCACAGAUCGAUACAUUUGAGUUUAUGCAUCUCUUCCAUAAGUUCCGCAGGCUGGAGAAGGUGUGCAUGUUUGGUGACCCGAAACAACUUCCUCCGUACGGGAAGGAGACUGCGCCGCAAAUGAAGACGAUCUACGACUUCAAACACCUCAAAGCUUCCGCGUACUUCCUGAAUACGCAGUACCGCAUGCCGGUCCCCCUGGGCGAGUUCAUCUCCGAAUAUGUCUACGACAAGAAGCUGCUGUCUGUGCACCCGAUCGCGGAUUUCAGCGCCGUACUCUUCGUUGACGCGCGGAAAGGGCAAGAGGAGCGUGUGGGCUCCAGCUGGAAGAGGAGGCGCGCGCAGUUGUGA